Gambusia affinis (western mosquitofish) is the source of this 3278-nucleotide messenger RNA. It is a transcript of the gene optn, whose product is annotated as optineurin. The record is from RefSeq and is a predicted model, not a curated record. Gene Ontology annotation, biological process: Golgi ribbon formation; regulation of canonical NF-kappaB signal transduction; protein localization to Golgi apparatus. The coding region runs from base 160 to 1821 and encodes 553 amino acids. Lineage: Eukaryota; Metazoa; Chordata; Actinopteri; Cyprinodontiformes; Poeciliidae. Gene Ontology annotation, cellular component: Golgi apparatus; nucleus; cytoplasm. The transcript has 12 exons. Gene Ontology annotation, molecular function: K63-linked polyubiquitin modification-dependent protein binding.
AACCGCUAUAAUAUUGUCGGUCAGAAAGGUUAUUUACGAUUUCACCAACCAGACUCAGCAACAGAGGCUUGGUUGACUCAUUUCGGCCCUUUUCUGAGUCUGUCCGUGUUGUCAGAACGAAUAGUGGGGUUGAGGUUCGAUUCGACAGCUGGAAGCAGCAUGGCGUCAGGAGGCCCCAUGGUGAACGGAGACGUCUCCCGCCCUGCGGGCCAGCCGGGCACGCUGGAGGAGACGGUGCAGCAGAUGACCAUCCUGAUCCAGGAGAACCGCGACCUGAAAGAGGCGCUGCGUCAGACCAACCUGACCAUGAAGGAGCGCUUCGAGGGCCUGACGGUGUGGAAGGAGAAGCAGCGGCAGGAGAAGGACUUCCUGGAGAAGCGGCUGGAGGAGGCCCGCCGCUGCAUAGAGACGCUGACCGUCCAGAACCAGGAGCUCAGCAGGAGGCUGGAGGCAGGGGGCGGAGCUCAGAGCGCGGAGGCCGACGCCCUGCGCGCCCAGGUGGCCCGCCUGCAGGCGGAGAAGAACGACCUGGUGGCCCUGAACUCUGAGCUGCAGCUGAAGGCCGAGCAGGGAGCCGAGGAGGACUCUUUCAUCGAGAUCAUCAAGGUGUCGGACGCAGGUGUGGAAGACGUGAACCAAACGUGCGGUUCGGAGCGCAUCAGGCGCCCGGACCUCAGCAUGACCACGUCGCGGCAGGAGAACGAGGAGGCCACGGUGAGCCGGUUGCUGCAGUCGCUGAGGAACGAGACGCAGAGAUGUGAGCAGCUGCAGAGCGAGCUGCAGGCCUGCACUGCCAGAAUCCAGGAUCUGGAGGAGGAGAACCAUAAAGUGGAGAAAACCAUGAAGACCACUCAGACGGAGACGAAAGAAGACUCUGCCAAGGAGGAGAAGGUGUGUGUGUGUGAGUGUGUGUGUGUGUGUUUAUUCAUUUCCUCCAGCAGCAGCAGGAUGUGUUUAGACUGUCUUCUGCUCCAGGCGGCGUCUGAGGUGGAGAACCUCAAGUCUCAGGUGAAGAAGCUGUUCCGGGACCUGCAGCAGGCGCAGAGCAAGCUGGACGAAGCCGAAUGCAUGAAGAAGAACCUGCAGGACAGGUGUCGUGAGGUGGAGCAGGACGUGGCCACGCUGAAGGCCCAGUUGCUGGAGAAGCAGGCGGUGCAGGCGGAGAACGAGCGGCUGAAGCUGCAGCUGGGCAGCCUGCAGGCGCAGGGCCAGCUGGAGCAGAAGAAGGCCGACGAAGACAGGAACAGCCUGGCUCAGCUGAAGGACGCCUACACCAAACUGUUUGAGGACUACAACGAGCUCAAAGAGGAGAAGAAGAGAAAGGAGUCCCACAUGGUGGAGAGGAACCUGGUAGAGGACAUGCAGCAGCGGCUGACCGCUGCAGAGGAGGCGCUGGCCGUCAAGCAGAACAAGAUCGACGACAUGAAGCAGGAGAUGUUCCAGAAGGAGAAGGAGCUGGAAACCAUCUCUGUGUUCCAGGCUCAGGCCGAGGUCUACUCCUCGGACUUCUACGCGGAGCGAGCGGCGAGGGAGAAGCUCCACGAGGAGAAGGAGCGCCUGGCCGCGCAGCUGGAGUUUGUUAAGAAGCAGAACACGCAGCUGCAGCAGGACAUGGACUCACUGGGCCGGCGUUCUCUGAACGAAAUGCAGCGCCGCCACGGCUCCUCUGUAUCGGGCUCUCAUGGACCUGAUGCCAGUGUUGUAGGAAGAGGUACUGAAUGGAACCAGGGCAACAUUCCCGAACACGCCUGCCCCAAAUGCAACGAGAUCCUUCCAGACCUGGACUCCCUGCAGAUCCACAUCAUGGACUGCAUCAACUAGACCUUCCUCACCAGGAGCACCUUCACCCGAGUCUUCCUCUGCUCUCACCUGUACUGUACCUCCUCCCUGUGUCCUAUCCUGUAGGAUCCAAAGAUCUCAUAGUUUCUGGAUGGAAGGCUAAAGAGGCUUCAUCACUCCAGGCCUGCGGUAGUUUGGGGGUUUAUGGAAAAAGUGCAUACCAGCCAAUCCCAACGGUUGGCUUUUGAUAAAUCUAGCUGGAAAUAAACCCUCUCUUUUAUAUUAUUAUUGUUGUUUUUUUGGGGGGGCUUUUUUUGCUUUAGUUUGUUUAAAAAUAAAAAAAGGUAAUCUUUCUCAGAAUGUAUAGAUUUUAGAGCACUGAAAAAAACGUGGCGCCACUGAAAAAGGCAGGUGAAAAUAAUUUCAAUUUGCCACGUAAAUAAAAUCCCUGUAAAUGUUGUAAAAUGUCUCAUCAUAGCAGGAAACGAGUAGAAAGCAUAUAUGUCCCAUUUAGGAAAUGUAAAGUGAGCUACUUUACUACACAGCCAACCUGAGAGAGCAGCAGAUGAGGCUCCACAGUGCAGAACAGCAUGAGCCAAAACACUAGCGUGUUUUGUUUUUCUUUCUUGUGUGUUUAUAGUAAACCAAGCAAACCGAAGGUUUACAUCGCCAUACAUGCCAGUUGCCAUCUUAUGGCACGAUAGUUAAUAUUGACCACAGCUGUUAUAGAAAUCCUCUUUUAAAAGCCAGGCGUUUGGUUUUCACGUUGCUCUAUAUCCUGUCUCAAAAUUACCCUGUAGAAAUCUUUCAUGCUAUUUUUUUCUUCUUUUUUUUUUCAAUUUUUAUUAUUUGACAUGUUUUGUCUUGACAUUUCAGGCGUUCCAUAUAUAGAAGCUGGUUAUGCUAGGACAGUCUUUUAAAUUAAAAAAAUAAAAUCAUUAAUCUACUACUUUAAUAUAGAUAUCACCUUAAAUCUUUUUCCAUCUUUUUGUUUCCUUUUUUUUUUUUUUUUUUUUUUGACCAUAGAUAUGUUUUGUAAACACGGGCCUGGGAUGGUACAGGAGCCUGGCUUUGCAUGAAAACAUUGUACCACUUCUAGUUGUGCAUUUAAAUAAGGUUCAGUUAUAGAAUAUAAUAAAAUGUUUUGAGGUUUGUAAUCUCUGCGCAAUCUGAGCUGAAAAGUGGGAAAGAAUGUAAAUCUGCAUGGCAGACAUGUCCUACCAUGUUACCAAGUAUGCAUCUUCUAAAUGCUUUGAGAUUUUAUGGAGUCUCUGAUCAUCAUUUAAGCUCCUGAUUGGGUUUACUGUCAGUCUGGAGAGGAUGGGUAAGAUGAAGGCACAUAUUUUCUUUCUAUUAAGCAGAUGAAAGUCUAUAAUUAGAACAUAAUAUAUUUUACCUGUUUUAUGAAUAUGCAGGGAACUCUGUCACUUCUGUAUACCUUGUAAAUUUUAAAGGUUUGGAAUUCUGUGAAAAAAAAACUAAUAAAAUGAGAGAAUUUC